AUGGCAAGGGGUCGGGGCCGCGGCCGUGGCCCGAGUCUAUCUCAGGCCGGUGAGGCUAGUGGCCCGGCGGGGGCGCCGGCAGGACCUUCAAACCUGGAGGACAUUCUGGAUUUCGCUGACCAUGCCUGGGCAAACGUGUAUGAAGGACAUGAAGGGCAGGAUCGUUUGUACCGUUUUCAAGCUCUCUUGGAGCCCGGCUUGAUGUUGCAUACUCAGUAUUCUGGCAAAGGCACAGCGGAGACGUGUGCAUCUCACAUAGCUCAGCUUUGCAAAGAGCACAGCAUCUUUCAAGAAGGUGCAGGGCUUGAUCGAAUGGCAACCGCGUUUGACUCCAAACGCUUUGCUGUUGAAGUCCUGCUUCAACACGGAUGCAACAGCAAGCCGACCUGCAUCUUCGGUGCGAUGGAGUCCUGCUUGAGUACUGAGGCACGUGACGAAAUAGAGAAGUUGAUGCCUGCGAAGGCACAGAGUGACAGUGAGCGAGAAGUUGCGUUUGCUACCAUGCAUGAGUAUUUGCGCAAGAACCAGUCAACAGCAUAUCCUCAGGACAAAGAGGCACCAUGCUACAAUCAUGCUUGCAAGAAGGGCUGCCGUGUCUGGCCUGCAAAGCCGUCCCCACAGACUUUCACCUUGUGGGUCGCAGGGCAGACGUGUAAGGACGUCUCGAGGAGGGGCUGCCGCCAGGGAUUCACAGGACCGAACACGAAGACCUAUCUGGUCUGGCUGGGAAUGGUCCGCAGCCAAGCACCCGAUAUGAUCAUUCAUGAGAUCACUUGUUCCAAUGAAGCUCGUGACCGCCUGCAUGCGGACCUCUCUCCGAUCUGUAUGAGAUACAGACGGAUGUGUGUGCUACGUCGCCAGUUCACGAAUGUUGGGUCGUGGAAGGAAUUCAAAGACAUAUUCUGCAGCAGGUGUGUGGCCACUGCUGAUGUCUUUUUUCAACCAGGCCUACAGCACCGCGAGGAAGUUGCACGUGCGUUGGCCCAGAAGAACGGGGUGGAUUUGGUUCUCAGUCCUGCAGAGUUUCGUUGUGCCAAUCAGUAUCGGAGCCGGGCUACGCAGAGGGGCUUCGGUGAACAAGACUUCUUCUGCUUCGAUGUGGCGCAGGAAGUGGGCUAUGGACCCAUCUCCACUCUUGGGCCAUGCUUAACCUCCCACAACAAAAUCAUUAAUGGACAGACGGGAGAGAUGCUGACUGGCUUGGACCACUUGCUGCUGAUGGGUGCCCUGCUUGCAGCAGUCUUGCAAGUGAGCCUUCCAGCUAGCCUUCGUCCCAUGUCCCAUGAGUCUUGUCCCAUUCCUUCAGCCACGUGCCUAGGCGAGAGCACGUUCCCGCACGUCGUCACGAAGUACAAGUGCCCUUUUGCAGAGUUCGCGUGGCAGCAGCGAGCCCAGUGUGGCCAGUGGAAGGAUUUGGCUGGCAAUGCCAUGCACCAGCAAUUGCUCACCGCAGUGAUGCUGUACUUUCUUUCCAGUGUCGUUCGUGUGCCAGGGGGAGAGUUCAGGUGUGAUGGGUUCCAAUUCCAUCGCGGCUUCACCUCGGACGUGCUGGAAGAUUCGCAGGAGAAGCCAGAUGCAGCAGAACGUGCAGAUCCGCGCCAGGAUGAGGACUUGGAGAACAGUUCGUAUAAGUGCCCUGAGUCUGGCUGCCUAUCGAGUGCACAGCAGCCGGCCCAGCCGGCUGAGUCGGCUGAGGAUGCAGGAGCGAAGAAGAGAUUGCGGUUGAGCAGGUGA
Molecule: messenger RNA, 1734 nt
Organism: Symbiodinium sp. CCMP2592
Lineage: Eukaryota; Dinophyceae; Suessiales; Symbiodiniaceae
Source: the annotation of a GenBank genome assembly